Molecule: messenger RNA, 1154 nt
Organism: Magnolia sinica
Lineage: Eukaryota; Viridiplantae; Streptophyta; Magnoliopsida; Magnoliales; Magnoliaceae
Exons: 6
Coding region: 216-887 (223 amino acids)
Biological process (GO): regulation of DNA-templated transcription
Cellular component (GO): histone deacetylase complex
Molecular function (GO): protein binding; transcription coregulator activity
Source: RefSeq, a predicted model, not a curated record
GCUCACUCUCUCUCUCCCCCUCUCUUUCUCUGUGUUUUUUUUCCUCCAAAAUCCCGUCAUUUUCUCCCGAUUUUCUUAUCUUUCUCGACGAGAAAUCCCAAGAAUCGAAUUUCUCGAUGCCGGAUCUUGCAUCUCCAUGCAAUUUAAAUCUCUAACGGCUCCAAUUUUCCGGGUUUUUCCCACUUGAAAUUGGAAUAGAGAAUCGAGAGAGAGAAAUGCUCGAGGCCGUGGAAAGUUCCGUCAAUGGCGGAUUCUCUCAGCUUCAGAGCUGCGGGGAGAGCAGCGAGGAGGAGCUUUCGGUGCUCCCGCGGCACACCAAAGUGGUAGUCACGGGGAACAACCGGACGAAAUCAGUGCUGGUUGGGCUGCAAGGGGUAGUGAAGAAGGCUGUCGGUCUUGGCGGGUGGCAUUGGCUGGUUCUAAAAAAUGGCAUCGAAGUUAAACUACAAAGAAAUGCCCUUAGUGUGAUUGAGGCUCCGACUGGUAACGAGGAGGACGACGAUCUCGAGUGUGAAAAUAUGCAGUGGAAUGGUUCAGAUAUGGCAUCUGAUGACGUCCAAAAGCACUACAGGCCAAGACAUCGGCCACAUAAAACAAUUGGAUCAGCUCACAAAGCCCCGAGCCGGUCUCAUUCAUUUGAUUCGCAGUCUAAGGGGUCCAUUUCUCCUGCUCGGGUUGUAACAAAGGUUGACUUGAGCAAACUAGAACCAACAGCUCUAUGGAGAUAUUGGCGAUACUUCAACCUUGUGGAUGCCAUUCCUAACCCAUCUAAAGAGCAGCUAAUCGAUGUUGUUCAGAGGCAUUUCAUGUCUCAGCAAUUGGAUGAGUUGCAGGUCAUUGUAGGAUUUGUGCAGGCUGCAAAGAGACUGAAAACUGUCUGCAAUUGACCUUCUUGGGAGAGGCAUUGCAUUCGUCGCUAACAGAUUGGUACUGGAGUCGUUUCACCGCUUGUAGUUAUCUACUGUAACAUAUGUAUCCUUGGUGUGGUUUUUCAAUGGUACGGAUAACUGGGUUUCUUUUGAUAGAGGUUCCUGAUAGUCCUGAUAUGUAGAUAUGUAAAACUGGUCAAGACCUUGGCAGCCAUUUAAUGGCUUUCUUAUGUUUGCCUAAAUGCACUGCUUGACUGUGUUUGGAAGAAUUGUGUUUUUGGUGUA